GGCGGUGUAGUUGGCAGAGGGAACGUCGCUCACCUCAGCCCCUUCUCCCCCUCCGGCCUCGGGAACUGCUGAGCUCUGACUGCCUUUCCAGCUUGAAGUGUGUUCACGGUGUUUCAGGGAGGACGGUAGUAAAGCUGGACUGUGGGUUGUACAAUGCUUUCCAGAUUCUUGAAAAGCACACCUGAAUCAGUAUUUCAAUACUAUGUCCAGUGCAGGAUGGUGUAUGUGCAGGGGCCGACAUACACCAUCCGUAAAAGUCUGCAGAGGAGUCUGGGUACAACACCAUCCUCGUUUGCAAGAACAGAACAGGUCUUCACCAGGGCUGCUAACUUUGCUGACAGACUUGCUAUUGUGGAUGAUCAUGGACGUUACACAUACAGGGAUCUGUACAGAUGCAGCCAGGACCUUUCAAGGAAGAUUCAGAGUGCUUUGGGCUGUUCAGAUGGUGACAUCAAGGAGCAGAGAAUUUCAAUCCUGUGUCCAAAUGAUGUUUCUUUUGUCAUUGCGCAGUGGGCCUCCUGGAUGAGUGGUGGUGUGGCAGUCCCGCUCUGCAGGAAGCAUCCAGCUCCAGAGCUUGAGUAUGUUGUUCAGGACUCUCAGAGCACUUUAAUCAUUGUGGAGGAAGACUGUGUAGAACAGAUUACACCAGUUGCUAAUAAACUGCAGGUGAAAUACCUUCCAUUAUUUAAGUCCCACCGAUUUGCCACCGAUAUGCAACCAGAGCGAUGUGCUGGGGCUCCAGUGGCAGAUGCUAACUACGUUGUCACAGACUGGAAAGCCAGAGGAGCCAUGAUCUUGUACACCAGUGGAACAACGGGAUGGCCCAAGGGAGUCCUUACCACGCAUGGCAUCCUGCGGAGUCAGAUAACCUCCCUGGUGAAGCAGUGGGAGUGGAGCAAAGACGACGUAAUCCUGCAUGUACUACCCCUACACCACCUGCAUGGAAUCCUCAAUAAACUGCUGUGCCCACUCUGGGUUGGUGCCACCUGUGUGAUGCUGCCAGAAUUCAAUGCUCAGCGGGUUUGGGAGUACCUGCUGAAAACCAAUGGUACAGGAGCUCCACGUAUCAAUGUGUUCAUGGCAGUGCCCACUGUAUAUGCCAGACUCAUUGAAUACCACACCAAGAACUUCACUCAAAGCCACGUGAAGGAUUUCAUCCACAGCAUAUGCCAGAGCAACAUCAGAUUAAUGGUGUCAGGAUCUGCUGCUCUACCUCAGCCCAUCUUGGAGAAAUGGAAAGAAAUCAGUGGCCACACAUUACUGGAGCGGUAUGGGAUGACGGAGAUAGGAAUGGCUCUGUCAAACCCGCUGCAUGGGGUCCGUGUGCCAGGGGCUGUUGGGAACCCACUUCCAGGAGUGGAGGUGCGAAUUGCAAUAGAAAACUCCACAAGGAACCAUUCCUCUUACACUGUCAUUGCUGAGGGUGACAGUAGAGGGACUGAGGUGAGACCUGGAUUGGAAGGCAAAAACGGAGAGCUGCUGGUUAAAGGACCAUCAGUGUUCCAAGAAUAUUGGAACAAGACAAAAGAAACAGCGGAAUCAUUUACAUCAGAUGGCUGGUUCAAGACAGGAGACACGGUGUGUUACAGAGAUGGUGUUUACUGGAUCCUGGGUCGAACCUCUGUGGACAUCAUAAAGUGUGGAGGAUACAAGAUCAGUGCACUGGAUAUUGAACGCCAUCUGUUGGGGCAUCCUCAUAUUGCAGAUGUUGCAGUCAUUGGUGCCUCUGACAUGACGUGGGGGCAGAAGGUGGUGGCUAUUGUCCAGUUAAACCAAGGCUGUGCACUGUCCCUGAAGGAGUUAAGAGAAUGGGCCCGGGAUCGCAUGGCCACAUACAGCGUCCCAUCAGAACUCAUCCUCGUGGAGCAGAUUCCUCGCAACCACAUGGGAAAAGUAAACAAGAAAGACCUGCUGAAGCGGUUCUUCCCCCCAUCCAGCAGGCAGUAGGACCAUCCGACACAGCACUGGGCUCCUGUGUUCCUGUUCUCACAGCUUGCUGAAGGCAGCAAGUCCACUCAGAUCCACACGUACACUGAACCUUCCAAUCAUAGUGGACCAGGGUCAGUCACAGGGUUAGAAGGUUCAUCCUCUGGAGGAGGACAAGUGAUUGGACUGCCCGUGUCUGCUGUUGGAGACAGUGUUUGCUGUUGUGUGGCGCAGGGAGUGGCGUUGGACACCAGGGCUGAUUGUAUCCAAGGAUCAGGACAAGGGACUUGUCAGUAAAAGACCUAUCUGAACCUUCA
Messenger RNA from Pristis pectinata (smalltooth sawfish), 2243 nucleotides. It is a transcript of the gene acsf3, whose product is annotated as acyl-CoA synthetase family member 3. NCBI's taxonomy places the organism in Eukaryota, Metazoa, Chordata, Chondrichthyes, Rhinopristiformes, Pristidae. The record is from RefSeq and is a predicted model, not a curated record. Bases 154 to 1947 code for a protein of 597 amino acids. Gene Ontology annotation, biological process: fatty acid metabolic process. The transcript has 10 exons. Gene Ontology annotation, molecular function: medium-chain fatty acid-CoA ligase activity.